UUAUCAAAGUUCUCUGAAGUACUUAGUUCUAGUUAUUACUGUUGUCGAUCAUAUAGAGAAGAUUAUGUCUGGGGCAGAGGUUUCACUUGGUUUUGAAGAAGGCCGAGUUGUCGUGAGGAAGUUCUUGGCUAGGCCUCAGCAUGAAGGAGUUGGAGCCAUUGUUAGAAGAAGCAUUGGGAGGUUUGAGCUGAGAUACUUUGAUCCUUUUCUUGUUCUGGAUGAGUUCUCAGUUACAGCUCCUGCUGGAUUCCCUGAUCAUCCACAUAGAGGGUUUGAGACAGUGACCUACAUGUUGCAGGGAGUCAUCACACAUGAAGAUUUCGAAGGGCACAAAGGGACGAUAGGAGCCGGCGAUGUGCAGUGGAUGACUGCAGGUAGAGGUAUAGUUCACUCGGAAAUGCCUGCCGCCCAAGGAACUCAAAAGGGUCUGCAGUUGUGGAUAAACCUCUCCUCCAAACACAAAAUGAUUGAGCCAAAGUACCAAGAAAUGGUGAGCAAGGACAUUUCAGAGGCUACAAAAGAUGGGAUCAAGGUUAGAGUGGUAGCAGGAGAAGCCUUGGGAACAAAGUCACCAAUUUACACAGAAACCCCAACCAUGUACUUGGACUUCACUCUCAAACCAGGAGCUCACCUUCAGCAUCCAAUACCAGUAUCAUGGAAUGCAUUUGUAUAUGUCUUGGAAGGGGAGGGUGUUUUUGGCACUCCACAGUCUUUACCAGUGGCAGGUCACCACCUUCUUCUUCUAGGACCUGGGGAUGGAUUCGAGGCAUGGAACAAGUCUUCCAAGAAUCUUAGGUUUAUAUUAGUUGCAGGUCAACCUUUGGGGGAGCCUGUAAAGCAACUUGGUCCAUUUGUGAUGAACACAGAGGAAGAGAUUGACCAAACCAUUGAUGACUUUGAAAACUGUGUCAAUGGGUUUGAGAAGGCAGCACACUGGAGAUCAGGAUCGGCACUUGGCCUUGAUUUCUAAUUUUACUUGUAUUAUUUGAGUUUUUAAUUUAUUUGGCACAACAAAUUCACAUUCUAAUUGAUAUGGUAGAGAUAUAAAAUAUGAAAUUCUUUG
This is a messenger RNA of Argentina anserina (silverweed cinquefoil), 1063 nucleotides long. RefSeq names its product pirin-like protein. Bases 65 to 970 code for a protein of 301 amino acids. The transcript is spliced from 6 exons. NCBI's taxonomy places the organism in Eukaryota, Viridiplantae, Streptophyta, Magnoliopsida, Rosales, Rosaceae. The record is from RefSeq and is a predicted model, not a curated record.